Molecule: messenger RNA, 1355 nt
Organism: Indicator indicator
Lineage: Eukaryota; Metazoa; Chordata; Aves; Piciformes; Indicatoridae
Product: zinc finger and BTB domain-containing protein 8A-like
Exons: 3
Coding region: 1-1347 (448 amino acids)
Biological process (GO): regulation of transcription by RNA polymerase II
Molecular function (GO): protein binding; DNA-binding transcription factor activity, RNA polymerase II-specific; RNA polymerase II cis-regulatory region sequence-specific DNA binding
Source: RefSeq, a predicted model, not a curated record
AUGGAGAUUUCUUCCCACCAGUUUCACCUCUUGCAGCAACUAAAUGAGCAGCGCAGGCAAGAUUUGUUCUGUGACUGCAACAUCCUGGUGGAGGGGAAGGUCUUCAAGGCCCAUCGCAAUGUGCUGUUCGCCAGCAGCGGCUACUUCAAAAUGCUCCUUUCGCAGGGCUCCAAGGAGACGACUCAGCCCACCACGGCCACCUUCCAGGCCUUUUCUCCCGACACCUUUACAGUCAUUCUGGAUUUUGUCUAUUCGGGCAAGCUGUCCCUCACUGGGCAGAACGUCAUCGAGGUCAUGUCGGCCGCCAGCUACCUGCAGAUGACCGACGUCAUCAGUGUCUGCAAGACCUUCAUCAAGUCCUCCUUGGACAUCAGUGAGAAGGAGAAGGAUCGCUACUUCAGCCUCUCGGACAAAGAGGUGAAUUCCAAUGGUGUGGAUCGAGCCUGCUUGUACAGCACAGGCUGGAGGGCAGAGAGCAGCCCCCCGCGCCCACACUUAAGUCCGGACCAAGGGACUUGUAUGAUGGGUGGCAACUCUUGGAGCAAUUUCAGCUACUACCCAACCUCUCAGAGGAACGCCCAGCAGCAGCAGCCGCCGCAGCAGCAGCAGCUGUCCAAACAUGAGCAGAGGCAAGAUUCCAGCAAGAAAUCCAGGCACCUGGGACUGCAGCAGCCCUCUGAUGUUCCUCACUAUAAAUCCAGCAAACUGGAGGACAGGGCUGCCGAGCCCCCUGGCCACGUCACGCAGCCUGAAGAGCAAGUUCCGAUCGAAGCAGAGGUUGAGUCUCCUCAUGUGGGUUACCAGUAUGGCCAAGGGGCUGAUGUGACACAUCGUUUUCUGCCAGAUGACCUGCCCAGGAUGAGGUUCAAGUGCCCCUUUUGCACUCACGUGGUGAAAAGGAAAGCAGACCUGAAGCGCCACCUCCGCUGCCACACGGGAGAGAGGCCCUACCCCUGCGAGGCAUGCGGGAAGCGCUUCAGCCGCUUGGAUCACCUCAGCAGCCACUUCCGAACGAUCCAUCAGGCCUGUAAGCCUAUCUGCAGGAAGUGCAAGCGCCACGUGACGGAGCUGACGGGACAAGUGGUCCAGGAGGGGACGAGGCGUUACAGACUCUGCAAUGAGUGCCUGGCUGAAGCUGGCAUAGACAGUAUCCGCAUUGACUUGGAGGCUGAAGCACCCCUGGAAUUCCCCCAAGACGGGGACAAAGAUUCCAGGUGGCAGUAUGGGGAAGACAACAGAUCCGACGUGGAGAUCGUGGAGGAUGGCUCAACCGAUUUGGUCAUUCAGCAAGUGGACGACAGCGAGGAUGAAGCAGAAGAAAAGGAAGUCAAACCAAAUAUUAGGUAGCUGUAAGA